This is a messenger RNA of Sciurus carolinensis (gray squirrel), 3377 nucleotides long. RefSeq names its product phosphatidylinositol-4,5-bisphosphate 4-phosphatase 2 (gene Pip4p2). The transcript has 7 exons. Gene Ontology annotation, cellular component: plasma membrane; lysosomal membrane; phagocytic vesicle membrane. The coding region runs from base 94 to 867 and encodes 257 amino acids. NCBI's taxonomy places the organism in Eukaryota, Metazoa, Chordata, Mammalia, Rodentia, Sciuridae. Gene Ontology annotation, molecular function: phosphatidylinositol-4,5-bisphosphate 4-phosphatase activity. Gene Ontology annotation, biological process: phosphatidylinositol dephosphorylation. The record is from RefSeq and is a predicted model, not a curated record.
GAGGCGGCAGCAGCGGCAGCAGCGCUAGCCGCCACCUCCACUGAAGCCGCAACCUGGGCUCAGCCUCCCUUCAGCCCCGCAGCUGCUGCAGUCAUGGCUGCGGAUGGGGUGGACGAACGCUCGCCUCUGCUGUCAGCAUCCCAUUCUGGAAAUGUCACUCCCACCGCCCCGCCGUACUUGCAAGAAAGCAGCCCCAGAGCGGAACUCCCACCCCCAUACACCGCCAUUGCUAGCCCAGAUGCCAGUGGUAUUCCUGUAAUCAACUGCCGCGUGUGCCAAUCGCUAAUCAAUUUGGAUGGCAAACUUCACCAGCAUGUGGUUAAGUGCACCGUUUGCAAUGAAGCUACACCAAUCAAAAACCCCCCGACAGGGAAGAAAUAUGUUAGAUGCCCUUGUAAUUGUCUCCUCAUUUGUAAGGACACAUCUCGGCGAAUAGGAUGUCCGAGACCCAACUGUAGACGCAUAAUUAAUCUUGGCCCAGUAAUGCUUAUUUCUGAAGAGCAGCCAGCUCAACCUGCAUUGCCAAUCCAACCAGAAGGAACAAGGGUGGUAUGUGGACACUGUGGAAAUACGUUCCUUUGGAUGGAACUGAGGUUCAACACUCUGGCAAAAUGCCCACACUGCAAAAAAAUCUCUUCAGUGGGUAGUGCACUUCCACGAAGACGCUGCUGUGCAUAUAUUACCAUUGGAAUGAUAUGUAUUUUCAUUGGAGUGGGAUUAACUGUUGGCACCCAAGACUUUGCGAGACGAUUUCAUGCAACCUAUGUUUCUUGGGCAAUUGCUUAUCUUUUAGGUUUGAUCUGCCUUAUCCGAGCUUGUUAUUGGGGAGCCAUAAGAGUCAGUUAUCCAGAACAUAGUUUUGCAUAAGCUUGCUUAUGAUUCAGUGAUGCAGGUGAGAGCGUCUAGCAGUUCUUGAUAAGCUAUUCUGGACAUCUUUCAAUCGUUUAUCCUAAUGGAUUCCAUUCUGGUUUAUGUUUAAUAGUUUCAAGACUUUGGGAGCCUUUUAUGAGUAAAUGCUCAUUGCACUGCAUUUUAUGCAAAUAGUUUGUUUUGCUGCUAGGUUUUCAAAUUCAAAAUAACAAAGCUGUGUUUUUAUGUUCUUUUAAAUCAAUUAAAGAUAUUUUUGGAUGUCACCAAACAUAACAUAAUAUCACUCUUUCUUAUGUUCAAAUGUGUUAUUCCAUUAAUUGCUGAUCUGUAAGUAUUUCCAAGAAGUGUUUAUAAAUGUUUCUACAAUCAUUUCACAUUUAUACUUACAUCUUAAUUAAACAGCAUCAAAAUUGCUUGCUUUAAAAUGAAAGCAAUAUGCAUUUGCUUGAACUGCUUACAGUAAUUUUAACCUAAGAUUAUAGUGACCUUAUUCAGGAAAAGAAUUGAGUGUACUUUCAAAAACUCAACAUUGUUGUCAGAGAAACAUUUCUAGAUAACCGUAUGCUUGUUUUUUGUUGUUUGUAGAAAGAUACAAUAUUUUGGUAGUAAUUUAAAAUACAAGAAUGAAAAUAUUUAUUUGUUCACAGUUGAAAAUGUUGGAUAAAUGUCUUUUCUCAAAGAUCACAGGAUUUUUGCCUUUCUUUUUUUCUUUUUAUUUACCAAUUUAAAAAAUUCUGCAUUUAUGUAAUUUAAUGUUAAUCCACUGUAUGUAUUCCUUUAUAGAGACUUGAGGAAGUAUUUCACAUGACAUAUUUUAUAAUACUGAACCAUUUAAUCAAAAAUAUUUACAUUGGGUUAUGUUUCUUUUCAUUAGAUCAUGGGGAAUUUUUCUUGUUGGGAUAAUUAUGUACCACUUAUAUGUGAAAGGAGCCUAUGACAUUUUGCACUAGCUAAAAUGUUAAGAUUAGAGGUACUCUUAUCACUCUUCUCAAAUAUAACUGACUAGACAAUUACCCAAUUAAUUUAAGAAAACAGAUCACAGAUAAAGAGAAACAUAGUUUCUAAGAAUUCACUAGGACUUUCGGAAUCAGCUCUUGCACUGCCCAUCUUUGCAGUUUUGAAAAAGAAAUUGCUUAAUUGAGAAGUAAUAUUCUGAAGUCUUUCAUGUUAUAGAAUUAGCUAAUGAGAUGAUCUGAGUAAAUUAAUUGGUGAUACCAGGGAUAAGACUAAUAUUUUAAAUUAUUUAUGUUCCUGAUUAGUAUAAAAGUGUACUCACCAGAGAGUUUGGAGCAAAAUACAUGUAAACUUCAAAGAGUAAAUGAUAAAUGUAUAAAUGCAGUAGCUCAGGAUUAUAUGUACCUUUGAAACUACACUAAUAAAGAUUAUUGUUCAAAAAUUACUUUGUUCUAGUCCAUUUUAAAAAUUAAGAUAUCAUUUCCAAAAUUGCCUUGAGAUCCCACUCUAAAGUUUUCAUGUUUAAGAAGAUAUAGUAUUUUAUAUAUUUGUUUUUUCUACUGUUUUCAUGAAUUAAAAAAACCAUAUUUUAAAUUCAUUUGUAAUGUGCUUGAUGUUCAAUAUGAAAUACUCUAAUUUUUUCUUUUCUUAAUGAUUAACUAGUUGCAACAACAUCAUAUAUUGAAUAGUCAAUACCUUCUUUCCCCUUAGAUUUGAAAUCCCACAUUAAAUUAUAUAAUACACCAUCCAAUUCCUUCUGGAAUAUAACUCCAUGAGAGAAGAAACCUUGCAAAUGUUAUUCACUGCUUUAUUCCCAUUUAGAACAGUUCCUAUUAUAUAUGUGCUCAGUGUACAUGAACGAAUGAAUAUGCAUGAAUGAAUAAAUGACUGAAUUUUAUUUUAAACAUGUGUGUGUUUAUGUUUUGUGCCAGAAUAUAUAGGUAAAUAUUAUAAUUUCAGGUUUAGGAAAAGCUUUCUAAGUAGAACCUAAAAGCAGAAAUCAUAUAGUAAAGGACGGAUAAAGUGGGUGACUGAAACCAAAUGAACACCUCAGAAACUACUAUGUGAAAAAUAGAUAAAUAAAAACCAAAGAAGACAAAAGACAAACUGGUGAAGAUAUUUUCAAAACAGUGUUAAUCUAUGUAAUAAGGGAAGGAAAUAAAGGCAUGAAAAGCAAUUCAUGAAGGAAGAAGUAUAAAUAAUCAAACAUGAACUUUUUUCAAUUUACUAAUAAUCAAAGAAUGUAAACUAAAUAAAGUAUUUUUUAUCUACCACAUUAACAAAGAAUGAAAAAGAGCAAUAAUAUCCUUUUAAUUAUGGAGAUAUGAGAAAACAUACAUAUGUGUGCAUGUACACAGUCACACACACACACACACACACACCUUCUAUUUUCUUUGGAGUAGAAGAUAAUAUAUGCACAAUGAGGUUUAUCACAUUUUAGUUUAUUGUAUGUAUUAAAACAAAAAAAUAAAACCAUAAUGGGGGAUGGGUAAAAUAAUUUGGUAUACUCAUACUAUGUAAUAAUAUGCAGACACUCAGAAUAUGAUGAAAAU